Rhagoletis pomonella (apple maggot) is the source of this 1627-nucleotide messenger RNA. RefSeq names its product serine/threonine-protein kinase nekl-2 (gene Mos). Lineage: Eukaryota; Metazoa; Arthropoda; Insecta; Diptera; Tephritidae. The record is from RefSeq and is a predicted model, not a curated record. Gene Ontology annotation, biological process: signal transduction; negative regulation of metaphase/anaphase transition of meiotic cell cycle; positive regulation of MAPK cascade. Gene Ontology annotation, cellular component: cytoplasm. The coding region runs from base 253 to 1593 and encodes 446 amino acids. The transcript has 6 exons. Gene Ontology annotation, molecular function: protein kinase activity; ATP binding.
UUUGCGUAUGGACCAUUUUGACUCUCCAACCACUGGAGACGGCUUAACUUGUUUACAACGAAAUAGAGGCACUGACAAGUGAACAAAGCUUUUGUUUGUUUAUUGUCAAGUAAAUCAAAAUAUAAACAAAUUUACAGGCGCAUAAACAACCAAACAUAAAUAAAAAUAUUCCGUUAGCACUGCGAGCAAACAAUAAUAGCAAAAUAGAAACGAAGAAACGAAAAUCCUGCAGCAACGAAAAUAAAUACUAAAAUGGCAUUACUACAAGUGCCGCCAUUCAAUGAGCAGGUAAUUGUCCUGAACACGCCAAAUCGCAAUGAGAUACUCAAGGAGGGACUCCCAACGCACACCAAAUAUAAAAUUUUGGGCCGCGGUGCCUUUGGGACCGUCUUUAAGGCGAUUUAUCGAGGUCAACCCGUUGCUGUGAAGAUCGUGCGAAAUGGGAGUAAAGCGAAUGCCCAAUCGAUGCGUAGUGAGAUGCAAAUUUUAGGCUGGAAGCAUCGCAAUAUAAUAACCAUUUUGAAAGUUGAAACUACAUCAAAUUUUGGUAUAGUGAUAAUGGAAAGGCUUGUGGGACAAAGUUUACAAGACGUAAUAGAAGCUACGCAGCUAAUGCUGGAGCAUAGAAUUUUCAUUACACUGGAUAUCCUAUCCGCACUUUCCUAUUGCCACAAGCGAAAUCUGCUACAUCUUGAUGUAAAGCCACAGAAUGUGCUGGUAUCUCUCGUUGGCAUCGAACCAAAAUUACGAUACGAAACACAAUCGAAUUUCUUCUCCCGGCAGCAGUAUGUGUGUAAGCUAUGUGAUUUUGGAGCUUCGCUGAAGAUCGAUACACCUAAGCCGGCACCCAAAGGCAAUGCACGUGGCACCAUGCGUUACAUGUCCCCAGAAGCGUUGUGCGAAGGACCGCUUACACCUGCUGCAGACAUCUACUCGCUUGGCAUUACAAUGUGGCAAAUGCAACAGCGCCGUUUACCUUAUCAUUGGAUCGCUUGCAAUGAAGUAGUCGCCUAUCAGGUGGUCAAGAAUAAGCUGCGUCCCGAUAGUACAUUUUCUAGCAAUACAAAAUGCGUUGGCAAUGAUUGCAAAAGCGCUUUGCAUUCGACUAUGCCAUUGCAUCAUAAAUGCCAUUGCGCCAACUUGACAGCAGAGGAGAUCACCUAUCACUCAUUAGUGCAUCUUACAAAUGUACUCAAUCGCACCAAACAACCCGAGGAACACUUACAUUUCUCCGAUUGUGGUGUGGAUGAGGUGCCUCAGACGAUUAGGCGUCGUCCAUUCGCCUCAUUAAAUUCAAAAAUGAAUGUUAUGCGUGAUCUGAGUGCCGAGUUGAAGUGUAGUAAGUUGCCGAUUGCUCAGCGUUCACCAUUGAAACAACUAAAAUCACUGGAACAACAACAACAACAACAAAAGCAGCGCACGAAAGGGGAUAUUGGCGAUCUGUUGGCGGUGUUUGGAAAUAUUUUGGGCCAACAGGAUGGCGACAAGGAGCAGAGCUACGAAAUGCUUUGCAGAUCUUGUUGGCACGAUGAACCGAGUAUGCGACCGUGCGCGAAAGAGUUACGCAAAAAAUUAGUUGAAUUGUUGAAAUAAAUGUUUGUUGAAAAAUUUUUACUUUAUGAUAGAU